UUGAACCUCAUCCCAUGACUGCUUUGCGCACUCGCGUCACGUGAAACUAUCAAAGUGCUCCUUUUUUCGGGCCUCCUUCAGAGGUGAGUUCACGAGUGCAUAAAUAGCACGACGUGAACAACACAUCUCAGUUUGGACAACUAUGAAGAUCUGCUCACUACUCAGUUUUGGGGUCCUGCUUGCCUCCGUUGGCGGGAUGCCACCAAUCAGCCGCGACUACAACACCCGCUGCCGCUGCCUCCGGGCAGAGAGCAGGAUCAUCCCGCCGGACAGCCUGCGGAGCAUUAAGGUGGUCCCUGAAGGUUCACACUGCACGCACACGGAGAUCAUAGCCAUCCUGGUGAGUGGUGAGCAGGUCUGCCUGGACUCGCAGUCGUCCUGGGUGAAGAAGCUAGUCCACUUUGUCCUCGAGAAGCAGCCUCGAAAGCGUUCUGGUGCAAAUUCACGGAGACCGGCAUGAGUGUUGUCUUCUUUUAUUUGUGCAGGAUUACAAAGCAAACCAUUAA
Messenger RNA from Corythoichthys intestinalis (scribbled pipefish), 506 nucleotides. RefSeq names its product chemokine (C-X-C motif) ligand 19 (gene cxcl19). Gene Ontology annotation, cellular component: extracellular region. The transcript is spliced from 3 exons. Gene Ontology annotation, molecular function: chemokine activity. The record is from RefSeq and is a predicted model, not a curated record. Bases 143 to 460 code for a protein of 105 amino acids. Lineage: Eukaryota; Metazoa; Chordata; Actinopteri; Syngnathiformes; Syngnathidae. Gene Ontology annotation, biological process: defense response; chemotaxis; immune response.